AUGAACGCCGCACGUCAGGCGUGCCGCCCAAAGCACCAGGUACUGGUCCUCAAGUGCUAUCCCAAGGUCCUGAAGAACAAUGCCGACGCCAAGGCCAAUUCCAGCGAAUUGAGCUACCUGCUCUACUAUGCAAGCACACGCCGCAGCAAGCUCCAGAAGGUCGUCGACUUCCUCGACAAGAAGGCGACCAAGGAUGUGUGGAAAGUCCGCACUGGCAAUGUCCAGGUUACGCUGCAGAUUGUCAGGACGGUGAUUGAGAAGUGUCCGCGUGACCUCCCUCUCUACGCCGGCUCCGUACUGCAAAUCCUGCGCACUAUCCUCACCUCGAACAACCUGGCCAUGGUCGAGGAGUCGGUCCCGACCUUCGAGGCACUCUGCGCCCACCAAGACCCCGCCGCCCUCGCUGCCGACCAGGACUACAUCAAGAAGUACGAGGAGAUUGUCCAGCUAUACGCCCAGUUUGCCUCCAAAGAUGCUGUCAAGACGGGCAAAGACGCCGUGAGCUGGCCCGUCGCUAUCAGGCACCGCAAGGUUGGCCUGCAGGCGCUCAAGGCCGUGGCCUCGUCCGAGUCACUGGGGUCGGAGACGGGGCGCCAGCUGGCCGUCAUCAUACCGGUCAUACUCGCAAACAUACACGCAGAGACGGGCGCAUACCUCAAACAGCUCGAGAUCCGGGAAGCCGCCCAGGGCGAGCACGACAAGGAAGCCGCAACACGGCGGCGACAGAGCGUAUCCACAGCGCGAACUGACGACGAAGACGGAGACCCAAUCGCCGCAUCUGGAACAACCGAAGAUGCGGACAAACUGGCUGAAGAGGAGGUUGGCGUGCUCGCGCUACAGGCGCUAAGGAGCAUCUUCCAAGGGGUGAAUCGCGGUCAGCUCCGGCUCGCGACAUCUGCUGUCCUCAACUUCAUAAGCACACACGUCAAGAGCCAACUAGAGGUCCCGCCAAGCGAAAGCAGUCAUUGGGCAACGACGCUCAUGGCCAUGAUCUGUGUGUGGGUGCCUGUGCAAGACCGAUACACGAUUCUUGUGGGAGCAGUUGAGGCCUUGGUCCGCAGCCCCAUCGUGGAGGAGGAUCUCGAGCGACAACUGGUCCUUGCUACUGUCAUUGACUAUCUUCUUGCUUCGCCCAUCAACUUCAUCGGCCUUAGUGUCAUGGAUGUGCUGGUAGGCUUUAUCUCGCACACUCUGUUACUGUUACAACUCGGUGGGCCAGGAUCGAGCAUCUUGCCACAUCAUCAGCAGACAACUUCCAUCAUGUCGGAAAAAGAUGAAAGCAAGAAUUCAUCCACCAACCACGUGGACAGUGUCGUCAUGGAAGUUGUAAAGAAACCGUCGGGCGCAAGGUUGCAGCUCUUAGACACUGUACAGAAAUGUAUGGCAGAUCUUGCGACCCAUGUGUACUAUACAGACCAAAUCUCAGACAUGAUCGAAGCAAUCCUAGGCCGCCUCAGGCCCUCGCGCCUCUCGGCCAUUUCUACUACGGCCGAAGCGAUACAGAACCCUGAAGGCGCCGUGGAGGCUGUUGCAGACUCAAUCAGCAUGCAAGAGAAGACUCAUGUUGACCGGUUUUUCUCAUUUGAGACAGCACGCAUUACGGCUCUCGACGCCGUCAAGGCCAUCUUAAAGAGGGCGAAUGCGCGGAAACCGGAUGGUUCUCCAGCCUCGGUGUCGCGAAGCAAGGUUGGCGUCAGUGUAUGGGAAGGCUCGCAGUGGCUGCUGCGCGACCCAAGUGGCCGAGUCAGAAAGGCUUAUGUCGACGCGUUGGUCACUUGGCUGAAUACCGAGAAGGAUAAGGAGGACCUGAAGAUUGUAGACAACUACAGACGGAAGGAGAAGGACAAUGACAAGAAUUCACUAUCCAGACGAGCGGUUUCAAAUGCCUCUACGAGGGAGAGGGUAUCUAAGCGUGGCAAGGAUACCUUUCUGCCUCUACUCCAUCUGGCUGUGUAUGAAAACGCGCAUCAAUUCAUUGACUCGGAAGCCGACUACUUGCUUCUGCACCUCCUUCUUACCACCCUAGUCAACCGGUUAGGCGUCAACGCUGCAAGGAGUGGGUUGCCAAUGAUCAUGCGACUACAAGAGGAUAUUGCAACUAUAGAAGAUCCUGGCGCCAAGUUGCGCAUAGGGAGUCUGGUGCAUGGCUACCUCUGGGCACUCAGUGCGGCUCUUGACUUUGAAGUAUCUUCUGUCGGUCGCGCAUUGCACAACGAGAUUACGCGUAGAAACCAGAAGGGUCUAUGGAUGAAGAGCAUCAACGUUCCACCUAUGCCCAUCGAUUUGAUUGAAACGCCGCACCCAACACCGGUUGCAGUGCCUCCAGAAAUUGUUCAGAACGAGGCCCUCAGGCCCUUUGAUAAUCUAGAAGCACUUGUUGAGAAGAUCUCGGAAGGUUAUUCGACUUCCCUACAUUCUCCGCCUGCUUCGCCCCCGGGGUCGCCCAGCCGUGGAGGCGCUGCAAACGGCUCGAUUCCAACAAUCCACCAACCAGUACAGCCAAUGGCGCCUAGGGAUACCCCUGAGUUGUCAUUCAAAGUCCGUGAGGAUCUCAUGUCGCAAUGGUCUCGUGAGGAAUGUCUGGCAAGCCACACCAAAGACUCUACAUCUGCAUCCAUCUCCGGGUCCAAGUCCGGGACUCACUACACCAAGAAUAACUUCCUUGGUGUUAACAUUCCACACGGAAAUCUUGACAGCAAUGCGAGCUCCCCUGUCCCCAGUCCCAGGCGAGCGCAGAGCAGACCCCCAUCUGCCGCUUAUGGCCUGGCAGGUCGUCUCUCCUCACCAAACCGAAGUCGUAGUCCUGGCGCUACACCCAACAGUUCCUCAUCCAUGCGCUCAACCGUGCGUGUCGACGACCUCAGGCGUGCUCUAUCCACCUCCAGCGGUGCGGCGCCUAGGACAAGUUAUUCAGUUCGCGCUCCAUCACGGCGCCACCGCAAAUCCUCUUCUGAUCAUGCAUCCACGACCUCGGAAUCGCUUAUUAGUGUACAUUCGCUUUCCGAUGCAUCCUUCAUCACUACACACCCAGCUGGUGACUCUCAGCAGCUUCAGAACUCCGACUCCACAGCCACACCGGCUGCGACAUCGACACCUCGUCCGCUGACAGCCACGUCGACGCAUUCAAAUGGACAAGCUCGUGAGCAACCGUAUACCCUGGACAACCUCCCUCCAGUACCUCCUAUCCCAGAAGACCUCAAGACAAGUGCCAAUGGUGGGAUCCAUUCUAGAGACUUUGCUUCGCGGCCUCGCACCACGUCAAACGGCGGCACGACGAACAAAGCGCGAAGCGUCAAGAGUAGAACCAGCAGGAGCCGGAGUGGAGACAGGAGAAGGAGCAGCGCAAGCAAGCACGUUCUUGGCCCCGCUAAACCGGAUUUCUCGGGCUUCUUGGAUAGCAUUGGUGUUGACGAUGCGGAUGCGGAGGACGGUGAUGUUGAGGUGGGAGUGCGCAAGGUCCCAUACUAA
Molecule: messenger RNA, 3468 nt
Organism: Bipolaris maydis ATCC 48331
Lineage: Eukaryota; Fungi; Ascomycota; Dothideomycetes; Pleosporales; Pleosporaceae
Source: RefSeq, a predicted model, not a curated record